AUGGCUGCAUCCCCAGACAUCAAACUUGACCAAACCUUCCACCACUCCACCGCCACUCACAGCUACCAAAUCCGCUGGACAUCUCUCGGCAACCCAGCAGCACCACCUCUCCUUUUCGUACACGGUACGCCAUGGUCCUCACGGGUCUGGAUUAACUACGCCCAGUCUUUCUCAAAAUACUUUCAUGUCUACCUCUUCGACAACCCCGGCUUCGGGGCAAGUCCUCUCGGCCGGCCUCUCCAAGGCAAGGAAGAUGCCAUCAGCAAUGAGCUCGCCUUGGAUGCAGAUCUCUCGCAACAGUCGACAGUAUUUGUCGCUCUGAUAGAACAUUGGGCAAAAGAGUGGCAGCAGAAACCACACGUUGUUGCGCAUGAUCAUGGCGGUUUGAUGGCUCUACGAGCUCAUCUUAUUCACGGCUGCGAGUAUGCUAGUCUAUGCUUGAUCAAUGUAGUUGCUACCGGGCCAUUCGGUCAACCUCUAUUCAAACUGGUCGCUGAGAAUGCGAGUGUUUUCACCGCGCUGACUGGCCCGGUAUUUGAAGGGGUUGUCGAGGCGUAUAUCCGUGAGGCCUCGUAUCGAGGGUUGGAUAUGGAGACUAUGGAGAUGCUGAAGAGCCAAUGGAUAUCUACGGAGGAGGGGCGCAGAGGGUUUGUGAGGCAAAUGGUGCAAGCGAAUAGUCGCCGUACCGAAGAGGUGGAGCAUCAUUAUUCGAAAGUGGGAAGAAAGAUGCCGGUGCGGAUUAUCUGGGGCCAGGAGGACGCAUGGAUUCCUGUGGAAACGGCGGCCAGAUUGAAGACGCAGCUAAAUGCUCAGGACGUGGUGCUUAUUGAGGGCGCGGGUCAUCUAGUGAUGUAUGAUCAGGAGGGGAAGCUAGGAGUGGAACUGGGCUGGUGGCUGAGCCAGGUUUGCCACUUGCAAACGAGUGCAUAG
This is a messenger RNA of Penicillium brasilianum, 930 nucleotides long. Lineage: Eukaryota; Fungi; Ascomycota; Eurotiomycetes; Eurotiales; Aspergillaceae. The record is from the annotation of a GenBank genome assembly.